Molecule: messenger RNA, 1326 nt
Organism: Somion occarium
Lineage: Eukaryota; Fungi; Basidiomycota; Agaricomycetes; Polyporales; Cerrenaceae
Source: the annotation of a GenBank genome assembly
GACAAGACCGUCGAAGCGAGUUGAGCCUACUGUUACGAAAGCAUACAUGCGUGCAGAGAUUUAGAAUGAACGUCCAGAGAAACCGGUUGUUUUGAGUGUGCCUCUUCCGCCGCCCCUCUCUGUAAAUACCCCGGCGUGUGCAGCUUUUACCGGUCACACAGUCAUCUCUCUUUCCAGCCGCUCACUUUUUGAGUCGUGCUCUUGUUUUCGGACCUCAACAGCUGAUUGAUCACAGGGAUGGGUUAUACGCUUGCUGUAAUAGGAUGUGGUACUAUGGGCAUCGCUGUUCUAUCUGGCGUUCUGGCCAGCUUAGACGCGACCCUCUCUCAGUCUGCAGCAGCCAAAUGGGAGUCACAUACCCCUGGGACAACCACACCUACUCUCUUGCCGACAGAUGACUCACUACCGUCUAGAUUCGUCGCUACUGUUAGUCGACAAGAGAGCGCGAAGCGACUUAGGAGCCUGUUCUUCAGCUUGGGGGGACUGGGACCAAGCGUUGAAAUUCUAGUUGGGGGCAACGUAAAAGCUGUUGAAGAAGCUGAUGUUGUACUCCUGUGUUGCAAGCCUCAGCUUGCUGAAGCAAUCUUGAGUGAACCAGGAUUAAAGGAAGCUCUGCAUGGCAAGCUUCUCAUCAGUAUUCUGGCGGGUGUCACCAUUGCACAACUCACGAAUAUGGUGGGAGCCGGCACUUCGGUCGUUCGUGCAAUGCCCAAUACCCCCUGCAAAAUUCGCGAAGGCAUGACUGUAGUCAGCAACUUGCCCUCAUCUGAUUCACUCGAACUUGACCGUGAACGAAUCCUCAAAAUAUUCUCUUCUAUUGGCAGAUGCCGAUUCCUGGAUGAGAAGCAUUUCGACGCCUGUACCGCACUUUCGGGGUCUGGACCUGCAUUUGCCUGCAUCUUUUUGGAAGCGAUGGCAGAUGGGGGUGUUAUGAUGGGGCUGCCUCGUGCAGAGGCUCUGGAACUUGCUGCUCAAACUCUGCAAGGUGCUGCUCGUAUGACACUUGGUGGUGGAACACACCCGGCACAACUUAAGGAUGCAGUUACAACUCCUGGUGGAUGUACUAUUGCUGGUCUGCUGGCUCUGGAGGAUGGAAGAGUAAGAUCAACGAUUGCACGAGCAAUUCAAAUUGCGACCGAACGCGCAAGUGAACUUGGACAGCCUGCUAAGAAGUGAACAGUCAGUUCAAUUCAUCCACCAACACUUUAUUUCAACGCAGACCUAAGCAUCAAAGAACUACUCAUGGAUGGUCGCAAAAUGUAGAAUAUCCAUUACUAGAUACAUGGCAAUUCAUGGAAUGGAUGUCACCAUCAAUUUCCUUCAAUU